Messenger RNA from Sphenostylis stenocarpa, 813 nucleotides. NCBI's taxonomy places the organism in Eukaryota, Viridiplantae, Streptophyta, Magnoliopsida, Fabales, Fabaceae. The record is from the annotation of a GenBank genome assembly.
AUGCUUCAACACGACAACAAAUUCGACUUCUCCGGCAUUGCUUCUGUUCAUUUGGAUUCGCUAUGGGACUCAUAUAGUCUGUCGUCAACUUUGAGCUCAAUUCAGGGGAGUCCUGAAGGUUCUUCUUCUCGGGAACCAUCGCCUACCAGCCAUGAAUUUUGUUGGGAAAGCGCCUAUGAUAUGAUAGAGAUGUUAGAGAAGAUGAAGCUUGACGAAAGGGAAAGUCCUGAAUACCACCCUGGUUAUGGGAAUCAGAGGUUGGAGACCUCAAAUUUUGGAGUCCACUCUCUCCUUCAGGAACAAAUUCGACCUAUUCAAUUGUCUCGGAUCAGACAAGAACAGAUUCUGUCUCAGAAGCAAAAUCCAACAGCAUAUAGGGGAAAAAUUCAGGCGCAGAUAUCACAGCAAUUUCAAAAAAAAGGUAAAGGGGUUAAUGUUGGGUGUGAUAACGGAAGAGGGAUUCGUCCACCAUGGCACGCUUGUUCACACCACCAAACUGGUUCAAGAAGCUCAUAUUCUGGCACUGGUGUGUUCUUGCCGCGUGGCGAAACUAGUGCCCCGUUCGAGUCACGUAAGAGACCAGGUAAAGGAUGCUCCACAGUUCUUAUACCGGCGAGAGUGGUACAGGCUUUGCAACUCCACUUUGAGCAAAUGGCUGCCACGUCCGGGCCUAAACCUGGUGGCUUCCCUCCCCUACAUGAUAUUUUAGUGAGUAACAGGGAUGGCAUGUAUUCACUACAAAAGCGUCCAUCACGGAACAAACCUGCACAUAUCCAGAAUGAGAUGGUUCUGCCUCAAGAAUGGACUUACUGA